AUGGUCAAAGCCGUCGCCGUCCUCCGUGGAGACUCGAACGUCAAGGGAACCGUCACCUUUGAGCAGGCCGACGAGUCCGCCCCUACUACCAUCUCAUGGAACAUCACUGGCCACGACGCCAACGCUGAGCGUGGCAUGCACGUUCACGCUUUCGGCGAUAACACAAACGGUUGCACGUCUGCUGGUCCUCACUUCAACCCCCACAACAAGACGCACGGCGCGCCCGAAGACGACGAGCGCCACGUCGGUGACUUGGGUAACUUCAAGACCGACGGCCAGGGCAAUGCUCAGGGCAGCACCACGGACAAGCUGAUCAAGUUGAUUGGCGCCGAGAGCGUCGUUGGCCGCACCAUUGUCGUUCACGCUGGAACUGACGACCUUGGCAAGGGCGGACACGAGGAAUCCAAGAAGACUGGUAACGCUGGUCCUCGCCCUGCUUGCGGUGUCAUUGGCAUCUCCAACUAG
This is a messenger RNA of Alternaria metachromatica, 465 nucleotides long. RefSeq lists its product as uncharacterized. NCBI's taxonomy places the organism in Eukaryota, Fungi, Ascomycota, Dothideomycetes, Pleosporales, Pleosporaceae. The transcript is spliced from 3 exons. Gene Ontology annotation, molecular function: copper ion binding; superoxide dismutase activity. The coding region runs from base 1 to 465 and encodes 154 amino acids. The record is from RefSeq and is a predicted model, not a curated record. Gene Ontology annotation, biological process: removal of superoxide radicals.